CAAGUUUACCUAGUUCACCUUUAGUAGGUCAUGAUUGUGGAAGAGCUCACUCGCCUUACGAAAUGAGUACAUCUUAUUUCCCUAGAUUUGUGUCUUGAUUAGGUUGCUUUUAGCAAAGAUACUUGUGAUCAUGUCUAGACUUGAUCAAAGAUCGAAGGUUGCUUUUUUUCGUUUUUCUAAUUCUCUUUUUGUUGUAUCACUUUAGUACUUAAUUUUAUGUGUAUAUCAAUUCAAUAUUUUGUAUGGCCUACUCAAACAAAUAAGAGAUCUACUCUACUAUCAUUAUUAAUGUUCUUUGUUCUCUCUCUCUCUUUCUCUACUUGUAAAAUUAGUACUCAAACCAAAAACUUCACUCUUUCCAUGUAUCGUGUUUGUUUUUGCUUGUUAGUGUCCUUGUGAAAAUUUAUUUGACUGAUUUAUGAUGAAUCUUUUUUGUCUCAUUUUUUUGUCUUUUGACUUCACAACACGAACAACAUCAACAAGAUGUGAUUUAG
Messenger RNA from Melampsora larici-populina 98AG31, 494 nucleotides. RefSeq lists its product as uncharacterized. The transcript has 2 exons. The record is from RefSeq and is a predicted model, not a curated record. Bases 217 to 399 code for a protein of 60 amino acids. NCBI's taxonomy places the organism in Eukaryota, Fungi, Basidiomycota, Pucciniomycetes, Pucciniales, Melampsoraceae.